This is a messenger RNA of Hermetia illucens (black soldier fly), 399 nucleotides long. RefSeq lists its product as uncharacterized. NCBI's taxonomy places the organism in Eukaryota, Metazoa, Arthropoda, Insecta, Diptera, Stratiomyidae. Bases 1 to 399 code for a protein of 132 amino acids. The record is from RefSeq and is a predicted model, not a curated record. The transcript has a single exon.
AUGGCUCCGUCUGCUGUGAAUAGUUCCAAUGAAAAAUUACUCCUGUCUACCGUAUACAACAACAUUAAGGCGAUGGGUCCAUUUAAAUAUAAUGUGGGUGAUCAUUUUCGAAUCAGUAAAUACAAGCAUGUAUUUGAAAAGGGCUACACACCCAAUUGGACCACGAAAAUUUUCAAGAUUCGCGAAAUUCGUAUUACCAAUCCCGUUACAUAUCUAUUAGAAGAUUACGAAGGAAAUAAAAUUGAAGGUGGUUUUUAUGAGCCUGAACUAUUGAAAGCUGAGCAUCCGUCAAUUUAUCUUGUGGAAAAAAUAUUGAAAAGGAAUGGUAACCACGCGUUUGUGAAGUGGUUCUCAACCAAACACAAUUCCUGGAUAAAUACCAAGGAUAUGAUAUAUUAA